CCCAAGCGUUUGCAAGGAAAGGUUUAACAUAAUUUGUUUUGAUUUCAAUUCCAAAAGAAAAUGAUUUCACUAAAAAAUUGUUCAAGGAUUUUAUCUUUGGGUUUUAUUUAUAAUUUCUCAGAGUGAAAAUUCAUUGGGUGUUCUUUAUGAUAUCAAGCCUGUUGGCCACGCUUCAAGUUGGACUAUGAAAAUACCUUGAUGCAGAGUUUGUUGGAAGUGAAGACUGAAGUGUCAUUGCUGACGAAAGAAAUAAAGGAUCUUAAGGAGACAAAAAUUAAUGAAAACAGAACGAACAACAGCGUUUCUACAACAAAUAUUUUGAAGACUUUGCUUGAAUUGCAGAAUGGUGUGGCAGCACAUGCGAAAGAAAUUGAUGAACUAAAACGCAGCGACCGUAAAACAGUAGCAUUUAUGGCACAGCUGACUAAACACAUGGUGAAUCCACGACAACACACGGUCGUUGUAUUUGAUGCGGUUUUAACAAAUGUUGGGGGUGCUUACAAACCGAGUUCUGGAGUUUUCCUGGCACCUGUUAACGGAACAUACACGAUACAUCUUGUUGCAAGUUCAUCACCAAAGUCAACAUCUGAAUAUCUUCACUUGUACAUCAUGCACAACAUGCUGAAAGUUGGUUACAUUUUCUUGGACCAAAUUCCUGACCGUGCGUUAAUUAGAUCCACGUCUAUUGUCAUACAACUACGUGCCGGGGACACCGUGUUUGUUAAAAUUGGAAACCCCAACCCGAAAGGAACGCUCUUAGGUUCUAACUUUCAUACAGUCUUCAGUGGUUUCCUGAUCAAUUGAUUUUUUCUUUCAAAGUAAACUUUCUAGAAAAAGUGUCAAAUUGAAAUUAUUUUAUAUUCCUUCUUUUGUUACAAUGCUAUAAUCAAAUUGUA
Ruditapes philippinarum (Manila clam) is the source of this 896-nucleotide messenger RNA. Its product is annotated as complement C1q-like protein 3. Gene Ontology annotation, molecular function: protein binding. Lineage: Eukaryota; Metazoa; Mollusca; Bivalvia; Venerida; Veneridae. Bases 199 to 804 code for a protein of 201 amino acids. The transcript is spliced from 4 exons. The record is from RefSeq and is a predicted model, not a curated record.